UAAUAAUUGUUAGUGAUUCAUGGAGUCGCGGGAUAGGUCGGGGUAUAUUUCGAUCGUAUAUUAAUUAAUGCUUCUCUUCGUCAAUUAUGCUAUAACUUAUAAAGAAUCGUUGGAAAUUUGUUCCAUUUUGUUGGGUUUCACGUGGUACAAUAUAUCCCGAAGAAACAGAUUGUUUCAAGAAAAAUAUCAUUUACGAACGAUUAACAAGUGAUACUGGUAAAACUGCUAAAGCCAUACGACUAAAGUGUAGUCGGUAGCAAAAUGGCAGCGAGUGAUUCUACUACGGAUGAUAGUCUGUAUCCGAUUGCAGUUUUAAUUGAUGAAUUAAAAAAUGAGGAUGUUCAGUUACGUCUAAAUUCUAUCAAGAAACUGUCUACGAUUGCUCUUGCAUUAGGUAUCGAAAGGACUCGUAGCGAGCUGAUACCUUUUUUAACAGAAACUAUUUACGACGAGGAUGAAGUCCUUCUUGCAUUGGCAGAACAGCUUGGUACAUUCACACCUCUCGUUGGUGGACCGGAAUACGUUUACUGUUUAUUGCCACCUUUAGAAUCAUUAGCUACGGUCGAAGAAACAGUCGUUCGCGACAAGGCGGUGGAAUCUUUAAGAAAUAUUGCCAGCCAACAUAGUCCAGCCGAUCUUGAAGAAUACUUUGUUCCUUUGGUUCAACGCUUGGCAUCCGGAGAUUGGUUUACGUCAAGAACAUCUGCUUGUGGACUUUUUAGUGUAUGUUAUCCACGUGUUAGUCCAACCAUUAAAGCAAGUUUACGAAAUCACUUCCGCAAUUUAUGUCAAGAUGAUACGCCAAUGGCACGACGAUCUGCUGCCUCGAAAUUAGGAGAGUUUGCUAAAGUUGUGGAAAUUGAAUACUUAAAAUCAGAUUUAAUCCCAAUGUUUGUUAUUCUUGCUCAAGAUGAACAGGAUUCGGUACGACUUUUGGCAGUUGAAGCGUGUGUCAGUAUUGCAGCUUUGUUACAACCAGAAGAUGUCGAACAAUUAGUUAUGCCAACGCUUCGACAAUGUGCUAGCGACCAGUCUUGGCGUGUACGAUAUAUGGUUGCUGAUAAGUUUACUGAUCUCCAGAAAGCAGUUGGACCAGAAAUUACAAAAACAGAUCUCGUACCCGCAUUUCAAGUAUUAUUAAAGGAUAUGGAAGCGGAAGUACGAGCAGCGGCUGCUGAUAAAGUUCGUGACUUUUGUCAAAAUCUUGAUCAGUUGAAUCAAGAAACUAUUAUUAUGGGUAAUAUCUUACCUAUAGUCAAAGAACUUGUAGCAGAUCCUAAUCAACAUGUGAAAUCAGCUUUAGCCAGUGUUAUAAUGGGACUUAGUCCAAUACUUGGCAAACAUAACACGAUCGAACAUUUGUUACCUCUAUUCUUAUCUCAACUAAGAGAUGAAUGUCCUGAGGUUCGUCUAAACAUUAUCAGCAACUUGGAAUGUGUUAAUGAAGUUAUAGGUAUACAACAACUUUCAUUGUCACUUUUACCAGCCAUUGUAGAAUUAGCAGAAGAUUCUAAAUGGCGAGUUAGAUUAGCCAUUAUUGAGUACAUGCCUCUCUUAGCUGGUCAAUUAGGAGUUGAAUUCUUUGAUGAGAAAUUGAAUUCUUUAUGUAUGACUUGGCUUGUAGACCAUGUUUAUGCUAUUAGGGAAGCGGCGACAUUAAACUUGAAGAAAUUAGUAGAAAAAUUUGGACCUGAAUGGGCACAAAAUACCGUUAUACCUAAAGUAUUAGCAAUGUCCAGGGAUCAGAAUUAUCUUCACAGGAUGACAUGCUUAUUUUGUAUUAAUGUAUUGGCUGAAGUAUGUGGUCCAGAAAUAACGACAAAAGUAAUGCUGCCAACGGUUUUAGGAAUGGCAACUGAUAAUGUUGCUAAUGUAAGAUUUAAUGUUGCUAAAACAUUACAACGGAUUGGACCCUAUCUAGAGCCUUCUGCAGUUCAAACACAAGUCAAACCUAUCCUUGACAAAUUGAAUACUGACGCUGAUGUAGACGUGAAAUAUUUUGCUUCGGAAGCAAUUGCUGGAAUUGCAGCAUAGGCUGAGCAGGAUGUCCGGUGCAUUUAUCAUUUAUCCAAUAUUAUUAAAGAAACUACUAAUUGUGUCACAAUGUUUCCACUUACACUUGACAAGAGGUAAUAUUAAUGCACAAUUGGAGUACAAUUUUGAAGAAUAAAAUAAAUUUAAAUUAGCGAUAAAUGUA
Polistes dominula (European paper wasp) is the source of this 2197-nucleotide messenger RNA. It is a transcript of the gene Pp2A-29B, whose product is annotated as Protein phosphatase PP2A regulatory subunit A. The record is from RefSeq and is a predicted model, not a curated record. Gene Ontology annotation, cellular component: cytosol; nucleus; cytoplasm. Gene Ontology annotation, molecular function: protein binding; protein phosphatase regulator activity. NCBI's taxonomy places the organism in Eukaryota, Metazoa, Arthropoda, Insecta, Hymenoptera, Vespidae. Gene Ontology annotation, biological process: protein dephosphorylation.